AUGGAAGCAGCGCCUACCAUUCAAGCUCAUAAAAUCACAUUGGAACAGAAAGAAGCUGUUCUACACAGCAGGGGGUCCAUCAUUGCGGGACACCCCGCAGAGCUUCUCGUCUGCUUGACAAAGACUCCUUUGGCGACUCACAACGCCAUUGUCUUCGGGACGGCAACUGCUGCUGGAAGAGUCGAGAGUGAAUCGGUCAUUCCAAACGUGGCAGACGUCAUGCUUUGGGGCGUUGUUUCCCCGAAAACUGGUCACUGGACCCGCAUGACCGAGUCGGAGUCAUCAGGGCGGAAUCAUCGCUCCAUAUGUACCUUUAUGGUGCAAGAAUACGAAACGAACAAUGAAGAAACGGUAGAGUCGAACGACACAUUGCUAUUUCAUGACCUUGAUAUGUCGUCGCAAGAUUAUCAGCUCAUGGCCGUGGACUUGGACAAGAAUCGUGACGCCCUUAUCGGGGCUUGGAAAGAGGUUGUCAGCAACGGCAGCACAAAUUGGGCCCUCUUUGGAUACGAGGGUCAGACCAAUACCCUGAAGUUCGUCUCUAAAGGAGAUGGUGGCCUGGAAGAAAUGGCUGAGGACUUCAGUAGUGGAAAGAUUAUGUAUGCCUUCUGUCGUGUCUUGGAUCCAAAAACCAGUCUUCCAAAAUAUGUUCUCAUCAAUUGGCAAGGAGAAGGCGCUCCUCAGUUCCGUAAAGGUGUAUGUGCCAAUCAUUUUUCCUCUAUUGCAAGAUUCUUCAAAGGUAGCCAUGUGUCAAUCAAUGCUCGAACUGAAGAUGAUGUGGAGGCCUCAGUUAUAAUGGAAAAAGUCAUGAAGUCCACUGGUUCUGUCUAUAAAUUUACUGAGAAGACCUCACUGGAUGAAUCUGAUUCUGCCCCUGUGGGAACAAGUUACAAGCGUGUCAUUCCUGCACGGGAGAUCAGUAUUUCAGAACGAGACAAGUUUUGGCAGAAGGAAGAGGAAGAAGAAAAACAGAGGCAAGCUGAAGAAAGAAAAAGGCAUACAGAGGAACAAAUGAAGCUGGAAGAGGAGAGGUCCAAACGGGAGUUGGCAGAGGCUAAAGCAAGGGAAGAGAAAGUGAAGGAGAGAACAAAAUUAAUUCGGCAACAACGUGAAGCUGAGAAGGAAAAGGAGAAAGACACAGAAACAAAAGUGCAAUGGGAAAAGCAAAAGGAGAUAGAUGAACAGGAAGAAGAUGGAAGGAGGAAACAAGCUGACCUUCUACGAAGGCAAAGGGCUCAAGAGACUAGGAACAUCAUAUCGCAGCGAACAGUGGAUGCCCGUGCUGUGUUUGAAAAGAAUACUUCUACAGGACAAUUGCACUCCAGUCGCCAGAACUCUGUCACUUCUGCUUCUCCAUCUUAUGUCAGUAAAGUCAGUCAGCAAUUUGACUACCCUUCCCCUCGAAGUCCAAGCAAUGCUGUCACAUCACCAACAUAUAUAGAUUCAUCAGUUCAUACCACUGCUUCUCCUGCUGUAUCAAUGAAGAAUGAAGAGUCUUACUCUGAAGUACAUGCUGAUCCAGUGCUUGUAACCAAUGAUGCUGAAUGGACAAAUCAAGAAGUGCCUGAUGAUGCAUACUCAAAUGCCCAGCACUUUGUGCAUGAUCCAGGUGUAGUUGAUGAGAACAGAGAAGAACACACUAAUGGGACAGAAGCAGUCAAUGGAACUGGAUAUACUACUGAGCAAUAUGAGGGCCCUACAAGUUUCCUGCAGCAAUAUCAAAGAACAAUGGGACAGGGACUCCGAGCACGGGCUCUGUUUGAUUAUCAAGCAGCGGAUGAGACGGAGCUUUCAUUCGAUCCUGACGACAUCAUCUGUCAGAUUGAUCAGAUACAUGAGGGCUGGUGGCAAGGUCUUGGACCUGAUGGAUCAUAUGGCCUCUUCCCUGCCAAUUAUGUCGAGCUUCUUCAGGAUUGAUCUCAUUCACAGGAAGAUGUUUUUUGUUUUCUCUCCUUGUUUUGUAUGAAUCAAGGAAACUCAUGGCCUUUUUCAAUCACAUCAAGUUGAAAUGUAGCUGAUGAGGUUUUUCUUACUCAUCUUACACUUGCAUCACAUUAUCUCACUGUUCCAAAACAUUCUUUCAGUCUCAUUAAACCUUCAAGCAUAGAGUGUAUUUUGAUCCACCAUUUGAGAAUCUUAUAUGUUUGGACUGGCAUCUGGAUUUACAGCAUAAAGUCAAUUGGAACAAUAUUGUAUGGUAUGCCAUUACAGAGAUGCCUUCCACACAGGCAUGGACCAAAGCCUAGUUUGUAACUCUUCUUUCUCAAUCCUCUUAUUACAGGGUAGAAUGGAGCAAGUUCAGCAAUUUAUGCUUUUGUCUCAUGAAGGAAGAUUUUACCAAUUAUUAGUUAACUAAUUGUGGAUGUUCAAGACCAAGCAUUCAAGAGUUAUCUGAGUUGAGCUCAAAUGAAAAAGAGUAUAAAAGCAUUUGUCUUUGAACUUGGUCUGGUCUACCCUGUUUGAGUUGUUGGAAUCUUGAGGGGUUAUAUAUUCAUGUUUUCUUGGCUACUUACAGGUGAGCACCAUGAUUAGAAUUUUUAGACCAUUUUGUUGCAUAUGUUGGGAUUAUAGCAUAUGCAAUGGAUUUUUGCCUUUUAGUGCAGACAUAUCCAAAUUUUUAUUUUGCAGAUUAAUAUCUGCAGAACCAAUCAGGUCUUUUCUUCUUCCUCCUGCUCAUAUUCACUUUCAAACAUGAGCCAAGCAUUGGAAGCAUCUUCAAAUCACUCUCUGGAGGACAUCUAUUCAGCCUUUUCCCUUGAAAGGAAGGACGAAUUCCAAACAGUACCAUCUGUGUGUUCAUACUCACCAGCAAUUGUUUGGCCCUUUCUGCAGUAACUGUAAUAUGAGGUCAGAGGUCUGCUUAAGUUUGCAGCAGUGCUACAUUGUUGAGGCAUUAGCAUAACUUUUUUAUUUGAUCAGUUUAAAUUAGCUCAAUCUCUUUGUUAAUGUUACGCCAUUGCUGCAAUGAAAAAUAUGUGUACCCAUAGUGCAGUACUCCUAGGAUGAGCUCAUUCCUGAUGUUGGGAACAUGAGCAGAAAUACUAAGUCAAGUGUAAUCUCUAAAUUUUUUUAUUAAUCACAUUUUUUUAUUGCAAAAGUUUCUUCAUGAGUGGCUUUGUUUUCCAUGUCAGUGUGGAUUUCAUCAUUGAUUUACAUAGUUCUUAACCUGCUUCGAUGCUAUUUCUGCUCAUAUGCUAGUCAAAUUGAGCAGACGUGGGCAUUGCCCUAAUGAGAGAAUUUGACACUGUUACUAAAGAUGAUGAAAUUCAGUGAAAGGAAACUUAACCUGAAAAGGCUUUGCUUUGAAAAUGAUAAAAUUCAAAUCAUUUUCUCAUCCAUUCAAUAAACAUCGUUCAAGAAGGUUGG
This is a messenger RNA of Darwinula stevensoni, 3366 nucleotides long. NCBI's taxonomy places the organism in Eukaryota, Metazoa, Arthropoda, Ostracoda, Podocopida, Darwinulidae. The record is from the annotation of a GenBank genome assembly.